Phytophthora infestans T30-4 is the source of this 1921-nucleotide messenger RNA. RefSeq lists its product as uncharacterized. The coding region runs from base 113 to 1825 and encodes 570 amino acids. Lineage: Eukaryota; Oomycota; Peronosporomycetes; Peronosporales; Peronosporaceae. The transcript has a single exon. The record is from RefSeq and is a predicted model, not a curated record.
UGUUGAGCGCCUCGCACCGCAGAACUCCUAUCAAUAGAUAGGACACCAGCCCCGUACCGCGCAACGGAUAAAGACACUCAAACUGUAACACCCCACACAUCAUCGCAUCGAAAUGGUCAAGUUUUUAAGUCCCCUGGCGCUAUCGCUGGCCGCCUCUGCCGCUGCAGCGGCCGCUUACGCCGCUCACUUCCGUUUCCUCCCACAGUUGACCAAGCCGACCCCCUCCUCGCCUGCCAAUAUGGCUCCGCGCACGUCGCACCAGCGCAACAUCGAUGAGAUCAACCGUCUAGACGGCUACGACGUUGUGAUCGUGUGCACGUCCACUCCGCACCAGGCGCAGUACUGGCAGGAUCGUCUAACAGCAACACGUGGCUCCAUCUCGCCUAAGGACGCGAAGGUGAUCGCCGUGUUCGAGGACUGGGAGGGUGGUGCUGGCAAUGGUCUCGGCACGCUUUACGCAUACACGAAGGCUGUGGCGGCUGGCAAGGAGCUCUACGGCAUCGACAUUCCCGCACUUCUCGCUGCUGGUAGCAUCAGUGUCGCACUGUAUCACACUGCCGGUAAGGGUACGCGUCUUGCACCUCUGCCUGGCAGUGAGAACAACAACAAGUCUGGCGUCAAGCUGCCUGCCAUGGUAGAGGUUAAGGACAAGUUUGUUCCCAUGACAAUCCUCGAGGCCGUAGUCAAGCAGACGGGCGUGUACGCCUCCAGCCGUCGUGGACGACUGUCGGUUUUCUGGGGAGAUCAGGUGUUCAUCCCGUCGGCUGAGGUCAAGUACGAGGCCAAGCACCACGUCGAUAUUCUGGCUGCUCUUGCUCCAAUGCCAUCGGAGAAGGAGUGGAAGGAGAAGGGACUUGAGAAGUACGGUCUCAUUGUAGUCAACCAGCAAGACAACGCUGCUCAAGUGGACAAGGUGACUCACGAGACGGCUAUCCGUCUGUUGUCUUCUUUCGGUGAGAUGAAGUCCGUUGGCACCAGUCUGGGAUCCUUCAGUGUGGACGCCGACAUGCUUCGUGCAUUAUUGAGUGAGUUUGCCAAGGAACUGGCCGCUAAGAGUGGCAAACUGGACAGUGACCCACACUUCUGGAUGCCGUUGACGCUCGAACUUAACGCGUACACGGAGGUGAUGGCUCAGAAGGGUGUGGAUAAGGCCGAGUCGACCGCUCACUACCAACGUAUGCAGCAGAUGAUGCGCAACUUUGAGGAGACACGAACGAAGGAGCUCGGACUCUUUGGCUGCGUAGACGUCGGCAGUGACGUGUACUGGUGGGACUACGGCCAGCUGAAGCUGUACUUGAAGAACAACCGUCUGGUGACUAAGCCUGGUGUGGAGGCGGAUUGCUUGCGGUCGUUCCUGGGUAUCAGCAACAGCAUGGAGCACAGCCAGAUCGGCGAGAGUGCGAUCAUUAAGGAGGCCACAGUGUUGAACAGCGAGAUUGGUCACGGUGACAUCAAGCGCAGUGUUCUAAGCGGGGUCUUUGCAAAGGAAGUGAACGCGGAUGGCUCGAUCCUUAUCAAUGUGACUGCACGCUCGAUCACAGCGCCUAACUGCGUGGUGUACAACGUCACGUCGGACGAAGCCGAGGGUUUGUGCCUGGAGGAAGGAAGUGUGGUCGUUGGUGUGCUGCUGCCCGAUGGCAAGAAGGUCGUGAUGCGUUCGAGCAUGGACGUGUGCGGCGGCAAGGCGUGGAAGACUGUGCUGGAGGAGAACCAACACUCUUUCGAGAAUAUCUAUGAACUCAAUGCGGAUGCCAAUGUGUCGAAGCUUGAGAAGCUGAUCCAGGAUGAACACGUCAAGAUGCGCGAGAUGGUCUUGUCCUCCUAAUCGACAUGCAAUCCUCAGCUAGUACAACGUAGAAAAUCAUCCCACCGGUUGCCGGUAGAAACACCUAAAUACAUUCGAUUCAUUCCAACAUUUAGA